AUGGAUGAAGAUGAACUUGAGUUGCAGCCGCAAGAGCCAAACUCAUUUUUUGAUGAAAUAGGAACUGAUGCUACACACAUGGAUGGUGAUGAAAUUGUUGUGGAAGUUCAAGAAACAGUUUUUGUUUCAGAUGUUGUGGAUUCAGAUAUAACUGUACAUAACUUUGUUCCUGAUGACCCAGAUUCAGUUGUAAUCCAAGAUGUUAUUGAGGAUGUUGUUAUUGAGGAUGUUCAGUGCUCAGAUAUAUUAGAAGAAGCAGAUGUAUCUGAAACAGUCAUCAUUCCUGAGCAAGUGCUGGAUUCAGAUGUAACCGAAGAAGUUUCUUUAGCACAUUGCACAGUCCCAGAUGAUGUUUUAGCUUCUGAAAUUACUUCAGCCUCAAUGUCUAUGCCAGAACAUGUCUUGACAAGGGAAUCGAUACAUGUGGCUAACAUUGGACAUGCUGAUAAACAUGUUCAUGAUAGUGUAGUAGAAGCAGAAAUCAUCACUGAUCCCCUGACAACUGAUGUAGUUUCAGAAGAAGUAUUGGUAGCAGAUUCUGCCUCUGAAGCAGUCAUAGAUGCCAAUGGGAUCCCUGUGGACCAGCAAGAUGAUGACAAAGGCAACUGUGAGGACUACCUUAUGAUUUCCUUGGAUGAUGCUGGGAAAGUAGAAAAUGAUGGUUCCUCUGGAAUGACCAUGGACACAGAGGCAGAAAUUGAUCCUUUUAUUAAAGUGGAUGGCACUUGCCCUGAGGUCAUCAAGGUGUACAUUUUCAAAGCUGACCCUGGAGAUGAAGAUUUAGGUGGUACUGUAGACAUUGUGGAGAGUGAACCUGACAAUGACCAUGGAGUUGAGUUACUUGAUCAGAAUAACAUUGUUCGUGCACCAAGGGAAAAGAUGGUUUAUAUGACUGUUAAUGAGUCUCAGCAAGAAGAUGAAGAUUUAAAUGUUGCUGAAAUUGCUGAUGAAGUUUACAUGGAAGUGAUUGUAGGAGAGGAGGAUGCUGCUGUUGCAGCAGCUGCCGUGCAUGAGCAGCAAAUGGAUGACAGUGAAAUCAAAACCUUUAUGCCAAUAGCAUGGGCUGCAGCUUAUGGUAAUAAUUCUGAUGGAAUUGAAAACCGGAAUGGCACUGCAAGUGCCCUCUUGCACAUAGAUGAGUCUGCUGGGCUUGGCAGACUGGCUAAACAAAAACCAAAGAAAAGGAGAAGACCUGAUUCCAGGCAGUACCAAACAGCAAUAAUCAUUGGCCCUGAUGGACAUCCCUUGACCGUCUAUCCUUGCAUGAUUUGUGGGAAAAAGUUUAAGUCGAGAGGAUUUCUGAAAAGGCACAUGAAAAACCACCCUGAACACCUUACCAAAAAGAAGUACCGCUGUACUGACUGUGAUUACACUACCAACAAGAAGAUAAGUUUACACAACCACCUGGAGAACCAUAAGCUGACCAGCAAGACAGAGAAGGCCAUCGAAUGCGAUGAGUGUGGAAAGAAUCUCUCUCAUGGUGGGGCUUUGUUUACUCACAAAAUGGUGCAUAAGGAAAAAGGAGCAAAUAAAAUGUACAAGUGUAAAUUCUGUGAAUAUGAGACAGCUGAACAAGGGUUAUUGAAUCGCCACCUUUUGGCAGUCCACAGCAAGAACUUUCCUCAUAUCUGUGUGGAAUGCGGUAAAGGCUUUCGUCACCCAUCAGAGCUCAAAAAGCACAUGCGAAUCCACACUGGGGAGAAGCCUUACCAAUGCCAGUACUGUGAAUAUAGGUCUGCAGACUCCUCUAACUUGAAAACACACAUAAAAACUAAGCAUAGUAAAGAGAUGACAUUCAAGUGUGACGUUUGUCUUCUGACUUUCUCAGAUACCAGAGAGGUUCAGCAACAUUCUCUUAUGCACCAAGAAAACAGAGUACACCAGUGUUUGCAUUGCAACCAUAAGAGUUCAAACUCAAGUGAUUUGAAACGCCACAUAAUUUCUGUUCACACAAAGGACUACCCACAUAAGUGUGACAUGUGUGAUAAAGGCUUUCAUAGGCCUUCAGAACUCAAGAAGCACAUGGCUGUCCACAAGGGUAAAAAAAUGCACCAGUGUAGACACUGUGACUUUAAGAUUGCAGAUCCAUUUGUUCUAAGUCGUCAUAUUCUCUCAGUUCAUACAAAAGAUCUUCCAUUUAGGUGUAAGAGAUGCAGAAAGGGAUUUAGGCAACAGAGUGAGCUUAAAAAGCAUGUGAAGACACACAGUGGCAGGAAGGUGUAUCAGUGUGAGUACUGUGAGUAUAGCACUACAGAUGCCUCAGGCUUUAAACGGCACGUUAUUUCCAUUCAUACGAAGGACUAUCCUCACCGUUGUGAGUACUGCAAGAAAGGGUUCCGAAGACCUUCUGAAAAGAACCAGCACAUAAUGCGACAUCAUAAAGAAGUUGGCCUGCCCUAAGAACACCUCUAUAGAUAUUUGUAGAGAUGUUAGCUUUGAAGCAGAAAAUUUAUUUUUAAGCCAUUCAUUCUCAUUCACUUACAGUAUUGUACAUUGAUUUAUGCUGUGUACAAACAGGAUUAUUGUUUCUACUCAACUUUUCUUUACAUUUUAUUCAGUAGAGUGUUCUAGAUUCUACUCAGUUUAAUGAGAAAAAGAAGCAGCAGUGAAAUUGCUUUUAAUGAAAUAACCAUAAAUCUAUACUGAAUUUUUCAGACUUGGUAGUUUUACUAUUUAAAUAUUUACUUAUUCACCUUGAUAGUACUCUUCUGAGACCUUUUAAAGAUUAAAAAACCCAAAUAUUGGUUACUCCAAAAAUAAUUUUGACUCAUUUUCCCAAUUUUUUCACAUUAAAUAGAAACAUCUGCUAAUAUAAAUGGAAUAUUUUAAUGUUGGAUCUAUACCAUGAAAGUCCUUGCUUAGUAUUUUCAGAUCACAUGACAAACUUUCCAUUUGAGCCUCUUGCAGUGCUGAAUGUAGAACAUUGGCUAAGUUUGUGUUUAAUUUUCACUUUGUUUUGCAGGCAAAUAAGCUGCUUUCUCUUUGCAGUGUUCACAUAGGACACUAAUAGCCUUAUUGAAAGGUUUUGCUUGUUUCUUUUUUUUUUGUCUCUGUACUGUUCUGUUUUGGAAUAGUUCUGUUCUACAAAUGAGAAUUGUGAACUCAGUUUUGAAUCUUUUAGAGAGAAAUUAUGGCUCAUAGGCUGUUGUGCAACUGGAUGUAUGUGUACUCUAUGGAUUUUGUAUGUCCCUGUGUGUUAUUUUACAUAUUUCUAUACACAAUCCCAAAUUUUAAGGCUAUAAAAAAAUAUUAAAUACAAUAAGCCUGAAAGAUCCAGGAAUGUAUGAGCAAGCAUUUUCUGUGCUUUGUAUUCAGAGAGUAAAUUCAGGUGAAGAAUUAGAAGGCAAAUGAGGACACUAGUAUUUUUAAACAGUAAUGUUUUAAGUAUCUUGGUAACUGGAAAAGGAAUUUAAGGUGUUUCAGAUAGAAACUUUUCUUACAAUUUCAGACUCAUAGCUUAAAUUUUUCUGAAAAGGCCAUGAAGUUGCAGACUGCAGACAUGAGUCUCUCUAGUGCUCAUUGAUAAGCCUAUAAAGGAACUGUCUUCUCACAAAGUCAGAAAGGCUAAGAAGAAGCCUUGGCUCUACCUACCAGAGAAUGGGUGCUAAUUAAACUUGGCUAUUUCAGCCUUCUUUUUUAUUUCUUAGACAGUUAGUAAACUUGGAAGAGAUUUAACACUCUGGUUGGCUUUGGUUAAAACAUAAAAGUAUAUUUAAAAGUAAAUGAAAAUGUGAGGCUUUAUUUGGAAUAUCACUGAGUCACAGUUUUGUUUUUAUUUGAGAAUUGACACAUUUUAAGUCGUGCAUCAUAAACAUAAAAUACUAGGUCAAACAGUUAAUUAGAAUUUGGUUGUGUUAAUAUGAAUUUUUGAGAGCAGAGAAUAAAUUUUAUGUAACAAAUUGGGUAUUGGCACAUAUUAGUGGCACGUUGUGAGAAAUUAGAAAUUUUUAUUCCAGUCUGAUACAGCUACCUUGUAUCUUCAUUAUGGUGCUUUUACCUUUAGCCUGUCUCUGUGCCUCUAAUGUUUAUAUUCAAAAUUUAUAUUUAUAGGUUGGGGAUCUAAGUAUUUGUCCUUUAUUUUUACAGCUUCUAAAGGCUAGAUUAAAUUAGGCUAGUUCUAAGUUAAGUGCUUUAGGCACCUUGGGGUUUAAACCUAAAGUCAGCAAAAACCACAUGUUGAAUUUUGGAACCUCUUUUGCCUUCUUGGCCUGCAUAUAUGUAUCUACCCAUUUUUAGUUCCAUCCAUUGAUCUGUUCUUGAAAACUCUUAUUCUUUAUGUAAGAAUCUUUCAAAUUUCCUUUGCAUUUGGUUUUUCCCUAAACUAAUAUUAAAGGAAAGGUUUAAAUGAAAGUUUACAUUAAAAAUUUUUAAAUACUCUGUAAAAUUAAUACAGAUAACUAGCUAUUAUAUUUCUAAAAUAGAGAUAAUGAACAACAUGUAAUUAUAUUUUUCACAUAGUCUGGAGUCAACGCAAUUGCUUUUUUAAAAAUUUUCAAGCACAAUGUUGAGACCUUUAAAAGGUAUUAAGGGUUUGGUCAAGUGAAUAUGAUAAAAUAUUAAUCUUCAUAAAGAAAAUGAAGUACUUUCUGUUAUGUACUUAUAAGCAGGCUGUUUUAAUUCUUAAUUAGCAAAGCUAAAGUGGAUGUUUCAGUUUAAUGUUCUAAACAGGUACAGAUUUUUAGAGGAACAUAAGUUAUUGUUGAAAUAUCCUAUAUGUCUCUGCAUCUGUACACAUUGUAAAAUACUUAAUAAGAAAUUCGUAUAGAAAAAUAAGACACUAUUGUAAAUGUGUACUUGAGAAUAACAUACAAAAAUAAAAAUCAGAAUA
This is a messenger RNA of Manis javanica (Malayan pangolin), 4828 nucleotides long. Lineage: Eukaryota; Metazoa; Chordata; Mammalia; Pholidota; Manidae. The record is from RefSeq and is a predicted model, not a curated record.